CUUGUCUAUCUCAAACUCUAAACAUCCAUCAUCCACGCCAAAAGUUCGUCCAUCGCUGUUGACAGCCCCAAUAAACAUGGACUCAUCAAAAGCUCCCGUCAAACUCGCUAAGGUUAUCAAGGUUCUCGGACGCACUGGCUCUCGUGGUGGAGUCACGCAAGUCCGUGUUGAGUUUAUGGAUGAUACUACGCGGACAAUUAUCCGCAACGUCAAGGGCCCUGUGCGGGAGGAGGAUAUCCUUGCACUUCUGGAGAGUGAGCGCGAAGCUCGCCGCUUGCGCUAAAUCCCCAUAUUGUUCUUACCAUGUGUUCUUAGUUCUCUACCAUUGCGCAUGUACACGAAUCCCUCUACAUGAGUUAUACCGAAUCCUCCCCGAUCCCUUGUGAGGUCCCGCAUCCGAUCGCACCACAAUUCAAGUUUUAGCGACAAGGUAGUUGGAUAUAUGCGCGAAAAACACUGUUCGCCUAGUGCAGAUCGAUAUAGAUUGCACUAUCAAAUUAUUGUAAUUAAUUAGGACCGCAACCUCCGACUUCGAUCAAUAUCCGACUGUCCGAUUUUUCGGUAGUACUUUUUUGAGAGAUUAUCAAUCGAUUUACUGCUGUU
This is a messenger RNA of Suillus clintonianus, 603 nucleotides long. RefSeq names its product 40S ribosomal protein S28. The transcript has 4 exons. Bases 77 to 283 code for a protein of 68 amino acids. Gene Ontology annotation, cellular component: cytosolic small ribosomal subunit; ribosome. Lineage: Eukaryota; Fungi; Basidiomycota; Agaricomycetes; Boletales; Suillaceae. Gene Ontology annotation, biological process: maturation of SSU-rRNA; ribosomal small subunit assembly; translation. The record is from RefSeq and is a predicted model, not a curated record. Gene Ontology annotation, molecular function: structural constituent of ribosome.